CCGGGUCGCGUACAGCGUCAUGGCGCGCUUCCUCUGUGCGCUCAGGAGCCUUCCUUUCCGAGAAGUGCCCGGGUGGGGGGUGCGGGGCCGAGCGGGCCGAGGCGGCCUCGGCGCGAGUACCGGACCUGGGGACGCAGGGUCCCUUACAAAGCGGAAGCCGGUUCUCUCCAAGAGUGAGUGGCAGAAGAAGCUGACUCCAGAGCAGUUCCAUGUCACAAGAGAAAAAGGGACGGAACCGCCUUUCAGUGGGAUCUACCUGAAUAACAAGGAAUCAGGAAUGUAUCACUGUGUGUGCUGUGACAGCCCGCUCUUCAGCUCUGAGAAAAAGUACUGCUCGGGCACCGGAUGGCCUUCGUUUUCUGAGGCUCACGGGACGUCUGGCUCUGAUGAGAGUGACACAGGGAUCCUGCGACGUGUGGACACCUCGUUGGGACCAGCUCGCACAGAGGUCGUCUGCAAGCAGGGAAUAGGUUCCAGCAGCUCAGACGCCCCUCUGCUGGUUCUCACACAGUGGGCUUCUCUGGGUGGAGCAGGCUGGGCUUUAGUUGAAUGCAGAGGGCCCACUCUGCUUGCCUCUGCUCCUUUUCUUUUUCUUUGCACCUGUCACAGCUUAAAGAAAUUGAAGUUGCUCUAAUUGUCAGCGACUAUGAUUCAGGCUGCUGGGUUCUCAUAGCAUCUCAGAUAUAAUCUCCCAGACUAAGAGGGUGGGAAAGACCCAUUCAGAAAAUAAUGACUAAUCAGACAGGAUCCUUCGCCCCAUUCAUUGCCUACCUUUGGAGCACUCUUUCUCAAGGUGAUUUGCCUGAUUUCAGGUGUGCUUGCCACAGCUGUUACAUUCCCACUCUGACCAUAUUUUCUUUUAAGAAGCACCUUUCCUAAAAAAUAGAAGCACCGAUUGCUGCACUAGUCUACCCUGCUUUCUGGAGGUCUCUGCCACUCACUCCAACCAAGUACUGUGUGAGCGUUCUCACACUGAAGCACCGAGUAAUGCAUGCAGAGGAAUAAUAGCAAUUUAACAGAAAAUGGUUUUCAUCUGCUCUCCAGGCAUGUCUUUCUUUGGCCACAGGAGAGAACCUCAAUCAUUUUUUAUUGAAUUAACAACUUUAUAGAUUAACCUCAUAUCCAGGAACUUCAUGCCUACCAUCAAAUCAGCACACAUACACACAGUGUAAAAAAUAAAGGAGAUGUAGUCAGAAAGAAGUUGAAACCAUGACUUGUUUGAAUAACUACAGAGAGUUAUGACUGAUGAAGUGAUCAUUGGAUUAUGUACUGGUGGAUUGGAGCACCUCUGCUCCUCUUUGUUCACAGCAACAGCAAGCAAAAAACAAAACAACACCCCAUAAUUGUUUUGAAUUAUAUCUUAAGAUCUAGAAGGAAUGUCAAAUGACUAGAGCAAAGAGAUUGA
Messenger RNA from Balaenoptera musculus (blue whale), 1405 nucleotides. It is a transcript of the gene MSRB2, whose product is annotated as methionine sulfoxide reductase B2. Gene Ontology annotation, cellular component: cytoplasm. Gene Ontology annotation, molecular function: peptide-methionine (R)-S-oxide reductase activity. Gene Ontology annotation, biological process: protein repair; response to oxidative stress. The record is from RefSeq and is a predicted model, not a curated record. The coding region runs from base 20 to 634 and encodes 204 amino acids. The transcript has 6 exons. NCBI's taxonomy places the organism in Eukaryota, Metazoa, Chordata, Mammalia, Artiodactyla, Balaenopteridae.